UGCAUGGAACGAGAUAGCGCGAAACACAAGACAGGAUCCAAGUUUACUUCCGUCAUUGCGCAGAUUUUACUUUCGUUUCAAUAUAUUUCCGUGUUUCCAGGAGAGGAUUUAUGGUCACUUCUACGCAAAGCGUAUGUUAUUGAGCUCCAGAUAGGCUGAAACCAGGGAUACAGACGCAAAGAUGUCCAAGCCAACCAUGCCAGAGAAUGUAGAGACUGAUGCCUCUGCUGAGAUGCCAGGAGCCUGUGGAGGAACCAGCAGCAGCAGCAGCAGCAGCGGCAACACCAACGCAUACAUCAACUACACAGGUCCUGAUGGCACCAAGUUCAAUGUCCGAACAACAGGCAAGGCCCCCAACCUGCAGAUUGGCUACAACAACGUCAUGCAUGUCACAGAGAACUCCCUUCUCAAUCCAAAAAGACCCAGGUUGCGACCGAUGAUAGAGCCAAAACUACCUUUAGUCAAAUCAUCAGAGGUCCCUGGCCCCGGUGCAAUGGAAGUUAUUGCAUGUAAUAUCGGAAAGGAUUGGAAAUAUCUAGGACGAGCACUAGGACUGACAGACGGAGAGCUGGACAAUAUUCGAAUUGACUACUAUCCUGAGGGUCAGUACGAGAUCUGCUACCAGACGGUCCGCAAGUGGAAGGAACAAGCAUUUCCAACAGAGCUUCGCCGACUUGCAAAAUGCUGUGCCAAAAUUGGCCGUGGUGAUGUCGCUGACAAGCUCGCAAAAAUGAAGCAGGAGGGAAACUCCUGAGAAAAAUUGUUCUUGAAAUACUGACGUGCUUUUUCUGAACAUUUUUUGUCCAAGGCAGAUGUUCAUCUGUGAUAUUUUAAGCCACCCAAUUUCAUUACAUCAGAUCUUCAUGCUUGCUACCACUGCACAUAGAUCUGGGGACAUCCCAUUACAGGUCACAUCAGAACCACCUUCACAAAUCUUUGAUCGACCAAUGAAAUGACAAACAGGAAGUCAACAUAAGCCAAUCAAGAGGCAUUUUUCUCAUGUUUUACUGCAAUAGUUUCAAAAUGGCAACUUCCAUUCCAGACUAAACUUUGAUAACUGAACCAAAAACAAUUAUGGGAUGUCUAAAAGAUGGCUGAGGUCCUGUGACUGUGACCUUGGCCUCUGUGUAGCAGCUGUGAGCACUAAGAUCUGGUGUUAAAGGAAUUGUAUGCCACCUUUUGUGGAGUCAACUAACUCAAAGUUGGGUUUUGAUGAUUUGAUAAACUCUCUAAAUCCCAGGACUGGCAAUCAUGGUUAUUGAAAAUAACAAACUUUGAGUUUGACAAGUAUAUUUGGAGGGUUUCUUGGCCUUUGUUAUUUUCAGUGUUCACCGCACACAGAAUAUUAUAUAUUUUACCUUGUACUGACUCAUUCUGAUUGCUUAUCUCAUCUCAUUCCGAAAAGGUAGUUGAAACUUCUGUGCUGUGUUCCCACGGACAGAGAAAAAUAAAAAUAUCUCACCCAAACGCAACCCUCAGCCUCAGUCCCAACCUCCACAAAGUCCACAUCGUUGGCCCCAGAGGAUUCUACAAAGAUGUCCACCAAGGAGGCCACGAAGUCGACUUCGAAGUCACAGAAGCAAGCUCCCUGUUCGCAGCCGUCAACCUCCAUGCGGCCUCCAUCACUCGUUAACUUUUCACAGGUUUCAGGCAUACAGACCUGCACCCAGGACCAGGCCUUCACCCAGCCUCAGACCUUCACUCAACCCCUGCCAUUCACGCAGGCUGCAGUGUUUACACAGGCACAGCCUCCUACGUUCCCAGCUUUAAUCGCCAAGGUACCAUGCCUCCCCUCAUCCAACGAUUUCGUAGCUAGUUUUACUGAGCAAAUGAUACUUGCCGUGCAGCAACAACACACUCUCACUCUCAACAAACCACCUACACCGUCUAAUUAUUCCAACCAGAUUCAAUAAUCAAAUAAAGGCCUUCAUCGCCCCAGUUCCAGACCUUCAAACCUUGGGCCAACGAUGCACUGGCCAUGUUGUGGGAAGGACUUCAUGUUUAUGUGUUUCCCCCACCAGCACUGUUACCAUCAGUCCUACAGAAGGUCAGACAUACAAAGUGCCUUCUACUGAUUUUGGUCGCAUCUUACUGGCCAGCAAGAGUCCAGAACUAAAACUUCAUCAAACCGACUUCAUCCUCACUCUAGCAGGUUCAUCCAAGCUUUACGUUUGAGCAUAUCACAAACAACCUCACCAGGCAAGAAUACUUAAUCAGAGCUGCUGCAGCUGUCUCCCUAGCUCUUUGUAGAUCUACUAGAAAGCUAUAUGAUGACAAAUGGAAGAGCUUCGACCAAUUUGCAAGAAGUAAAGGAUUCUCAGGAGUUGAAGCCACUUCACCUCAAGUUGCAGAACCCAAAAUCUCAAGGGUUCAACGCUGGGCGUAUCAGCUCUGUUCUUACCAUGUAUAACGGUAUCAAAAUGACUAAAGUCCAUCAACUGAUCACUCUACUCCAUUCUUACAGACUAGAGGAUCAACUGAAGAACUGCCAGAAUGUCAGGUAUCCUUGCCAUAGAUUUCAGCAGCACUCGAUUCAACAAUGGCAACAACACAUCAGCCCAUCUUGGUCUCCGAUAGGAUUUUAUCACCAAGAAUCAACUGCCAGGUCAGCCAGGCAGACAGUUUCACAUUCUUCCAUUUAUCAUCUAUACGUAGAUUAGGCCGGUUAGGGUAACGGAAAAGAGAGUGACGAGUGUAUUGGCUUGGUCACAUGCUUCUGGUGUGGAUUCGGGGAUGAGGAGUGCGUUUGGGUGAGAUGUUUUUCUCUGUUCUGGGGAAGACAACACAGGAGUUUCCACUACCUUCUCUGAAUCAGAUGAAAUAAGCAAUGAGUACGAGUCAGGAUAAGUAUAAAAGAUAUAUAUAUUUACCCUAAAAAAUACAUAUUUCUAAAAUGAUACUGUGUAUCAUCAAUUGUUUUAUGUGAAAUGCCACAUUCAAAUAGAUAAUCACACUUCCUUAGAGAAAGUCCAUUGAAAGAAAUGAUUUAAUUGGAUGAUGAUAGUUAUUCUUAUUUGGAAGCAUGUUUGUGGUCUGACCUUAAAGUAACAUCACAGAAAGAAGAUUGGGUAUGUACUGAAAGAAUUUUCUAUAAUGCUGUUCAGAUAUGUAUAUGUAUUUCCCCUCGUCUCUCGAAUCUUAAAGUUAAUAUAAGUUUUAACAUGUGUUUCGUUUAACAUCCAUCUUCCCGUGGCAAAGGGCGUUAACUGCCUAUAAAAGUUGAACUAGGCUGUUAUUCAUUUUGUGAAGGAGAUUGUAGUGUAGAAAUGGAACCCAUCAACCUGUGCUUACGGUGGGUGACAACCAAGUGGGUUAGGUGGUCUCAUUCACUGACUUGGUUGAUUCAGUGUCAUUGCAUCCUGACCACUUUGGAAAUUGCUCAUAAUACCAGUCACUAGUUUGUCUGGUCAAGACAUGGAUGAUUUCCUAGAGAUGGAAGUAUGCUUACUGUGGCACUAAACAACACUCACUUGCUCAUGUCAGAGUCAGAGUUUUUUACAUGGGAUCGGAGUAAUGCCCCUUGGCCAUGCCAGGAUUCACUGGUUGUUGGUUCCGUUCCAAGAUUACAUCAGCGUCACAGGGACUGUGAUUCUCAUAAGAACUUUGUAUCACAGCGACUAAGGGGAUCAGGUGGUCAGGCUCUCUGACUUGGUUGAUGCAUAUCAUCGAUCCCAAUUGCAUGGAUCGAUGCUUAUGAUAUCAAUCACUGGACUGUCUGGUCCAGAUUCGAUUAUUUACAGACCGCUGUCAUAUAGCUGGAAUAUUUCUAAGUGUGGCAUUAAAAAACAAACAAACAAACAAACAAGCAAACAAACAAACAUUUUCAAAGUGGCGGUAAACCUUGAGCUUCAGGAGUGCAGUAUACAUGUACCACACAAACAUGUAUUAAUUUGUUCGUUGUUUAACGCUGAAGUAUUUCAGUUAUAUGGCAGUGGUCUGUACAAUUAAGUCUGGACCAGACUGUCAGUGAUUGAUAUCAUGCACGCCAAUUCACAUAAUUGGGAUAUAAUGACAUGCAUUCAACCAAGUCACCGAACCUGACCCCCAAUCCAUUCAGUCACAUCUUAUGACAACCUGGUACCUGGUACCUAUAUCAUUGUAUAUCCUUACCCGGGGUUCCCCCUAGUUAAACAUGUAUUAGAAACAGACUAUGGUAAUUAAGUAUUUGGCUCAAUGUAGACUCGAAGCAGUCCCUGUUUGUUUGCUUUUUGAAGUUAUUUGAGCCAUUAUUUACAUGUUAUUAUAAUAUAUUGGAAAUUGCUGCAGUCUAGGCACAAUGUUGAUCAUCAGCUUCUGGAGUAGAUGUGUUGUGUUGUUUCAUUGUUCCAUUAGUGACAAUAUGGUUAUAGCGUGUCAUCAUACCCGACGGCGUUGUUAUUGCUCUCUGUAUCAAUCACUGGAAUUGUCUGGUCCAGACUCGUUUAUUUCCAGGCCUCCAUCAUACAUAUUGCUGAGUGAGACAUUGCACCAUGCACAGAGAAAACUAACAAACAAUAUUUCAUUUUAAAUAUCAUUGUGGCACUGGGUUGCUCUGAUUUCCAUUGAUAACAUAAUGUGUAUUUAGUGUACGUAAAGGAUAAAACAUGCUCCCGUGCAUUUGGUUGAAAAUGUAAAGAUGAGAGAAUGGAACAAACUCAUGGGCAGGGAGUUUGUCCCGACCCUAGUUCUUUAUAUUUUUAACCAACCCAAAGAAAAUCUGAAACAACAUUAAUGAGCAACGUUGUUUCCAACCCACUUUCCAUGAACCUUAGGAAACGACUGUUCAAUAUCUAUUGCUGGCUUACUUUAAAAUGAGAUUCUUAAAAGCAUUGUGGUUUAUCAGUGGCCAUGCAGCCGAGUGGUUGACGCCGUAGGCUACAAAUACGAAGGAAGCAAUUUCAAUCCCACUGAAAUAUAAGUAACAUUUGUUACAAGUAACAUCAUUAUGUCAUUUAAUUUUACAUCUUUCCUGUGAAUUUAAUAAUCAGCCAAUCAGCAUCGAGACUUCUAAGUUUGGUAUGAGCAUGAGGAGCUUAUCAGAUUUCUGUAUCUUGAAAUUAACCUUUGACCGGCAGUUCCGAAUUGAAAUAAUAAAGGCUGCACUAUUACAUUGUUGUAGAUGUUCCAUGUAGAUAUAUUUGUGUUCUAUUUUGUUUUCUAUUUGUUAAGAUUAAGAUGUCUGAAUUGAGGUGGUAAAGAAAUUAAACAGAAUCAUUUUAAAAUGUAACAUCUGAUUGGCUCAAAAACCCAAGCAUCCUUCAUUUGGAUUCUGAGGUCAAAGUUGGCUCAGAGUUCACCUGACAUGACCUCCUGUGGAUAGUUUGUUGCAUCUUCACACAGUGAGGCUUCUUGAUGGUGCACAAGAUCUGCUUUAAACUAUGUUGGUAGGAAAGCCUUCAUGAAGCAUGGUUGUGUUGCAUGCAAUGCCAUAAAUAUACUACUCAACUAUUCAUACAGAUAUUUUUUUAUCAUCCAAAACUUGCUUCCACAGGAGAUAUUGUUUGGAUGAGAUCAAGCAAUAUCUACACUGUAGAUAUCG
This is a messenger RNA of Haliotis rufescens (red abalone), 5518 nucleotides long. RefSeq names its product protein immune deficiency-like. The transcript has 5 exons. Gene Ontology annotation, biological process: signal transduction. The coding region runs from base 182 to 754 and encodes 190 amino acids. Gene Ontology annotation, molecular function: protein binding. The record is from RefSeq and is a predicted model, not a curated record. Lineage: Eukaryota; Metazoa; Mollusca; Gastropoda; Lepetellida; Haliotidae.